Caenorhabditis sp. 36 PRJEB53466 is the source of this 558-nucleotide messenger RNA. NCBI's taxonomy places the organism in Eukaryota, Metazoa, Nematoda, Chromadorea, Rhabditida, Rhabditidae. The record is from the annotation of a GenBank genome assembly.
AUGGCUCCACAAACCGAUGAAGAAAUGGAGGUUGAGAUUGCGAACGAGACGGCCAUCUUCCAAAAUAUUCAAGCAUCACUCGAGAAGAAGAUGAAUCUUCCGGUGGCGAAGAAGCCGAUCGCGCCGGCCGAGCAGGAGGAGAUCGACGCGAGAUCGGUGUACGUGAGCAACGUGGACUGGGAUUCGACGAGCGCCGACUUGGAGAAGCUGUUCCACGGGUGCGGAGCCAUCGUCCGCAUCACGCUGCCCAAGUGCCGCCACACGGGAAGAGCCAAGGGACUCGCGUACGUCGAGUUCGCGAGCGUCGAAGGACAGCAGAACGCGCUGAAGAUGUCCGGAGCCGAGAUGAGAGAUCGGAUCGUGAAAGUGGAGGCGAAGAGGACGAACAAGCCGGGGAUGGCUGCUCGUGGCGGACACUUUGGAAGAGGAGGAGGAGGAGGAGGAGCAGUGCGAGGAUUUCACAAGGGACACAACGCCGUCAUCGUCAAGUAUGUGUAUGUGAACGGACCGGCGCGCGGAGGAAGAGGGGCCCGCGGAAAGAGAUUCGCUCCUUAUUGA